This is a messenger RNA of Cyclocybe aegerita, 711 nucleotides long. Lineage: Eukaryota; Fungi; Basidiomycota; Agaricomycetes; Agaricales; Hemipholiotaceae. The record is from the annotation of a GenBank genome assembly.
AUGUUCACUGGGUUGAUAGAACAUCUGGGGACUGUCUCGUCCAUAGUUGUCAACGAAGGAGGCUGCACACUUACGAUCGCCAACACUGCCGAGAUCCUGAGCGAUUGUCAUAUCGGCGACUCCAUUGCAGUUAAUGGAGCAUGUUUAACCGUCACCGAAUUCAGUGAGAAGGAGGAGGGAGGAUGGUUCAAGGUGUGGUUGGCGAACGAGACGUUGGAGAGGACGGAUCUAGGCGAACGAAAAGUCGGGGACCAACUCAACCUAGAACGUGCGAUGGGAGCCCAUGUACGAUUCGGAGGGCAUUUCGUGCAAGCUCAUGUGGAUGGGACAGCAACGAUUGUUGACCGAUUCCCUGACGGUGACUCCCUCCGUCUGACCUUUCAGCUUCUCGAACCCACCCCUGAGCGGCCAUCCUUACUGCCAUACCUCAUUCCGAAGGGAUACGUGACGGUAGAUGGCGCCUCACUGACUCUAACCGGAGUGAACGACGCCGAUCGGACGUUCAGUGUGAUGCUCAUCCAACACACCCAGCAGAAGAUAACGUUAAGCAAGAAGGCAGUCGGUGCAAAGGUGAAUAUCGAGGUAGACAUGAUUGGGAAAUAUGUUCAAAAGAGCGUUGCCGCUGCGCUCGGAGGCGGUGGAGACGAGGGCCUGAGAAGUUUAAUCGAAAAGGUCGUCAAGGACGUCCUGAAAAAGGAGGCUUCUUCAUAG